AUGGAAUAUGCGAAAGAGAUUGAGGAGGCCCUCCUCACCCUACAGGUACCGGUCGCUGUCAUCCACGCAAACUCUAAAUGGUCAAAGUUUCUCCUCCAUGGAAUCCCCACAACGGUCGGGGAGGGCAUUGAGGCGGGACAAUUGGUAGCAUCAGAAAUCAGAAGCAACUACGGAGAGAACUUCCAACUUGCCCAGGUUCCCCGCUGGAUCUCCAGGGCAGAAACUCGAAUGGAGAAAACUCACUCAUCAAUGGUCAUCGCACUCCCAGGACAAAUCACAAUGGAAACGCUAGGAGUUAAAUUCCUAUCUCUGUUCAACCGAAGCUGCCAUAUCGAGGCCUUCCUCCCAACCUUCCCGGAUACCCAGUGUGCGAAGUGCCUCGAAUACGGCCAUCGCCAGGAGAGAUGUAAGAACAAUGGAAAAUGCGGCCACUGCGCCGGAGAUCACCUCACCAGUUUCCACCCAUGCAAUCAAUGCCAGGGAGGAUAUAGAUGUACCCACACCCCAAUCAGAUGUCUGAACUGCAAAGGAAUCCAUAAGGCCUCCGACCCAGCAUGCCCUGAAAGAGUCAAACGCCGAUUCCUCAACAAAGGAAAGGAAAACGCCCCACCUGCCCAAGACCCACCUGCCGCACCCGUUCAGGAGUUACUCCCAAUAAUUCAAGUACCAGCUACCGCCCCGGUCGGAGACCCACCC
Morchella sextelata is the source of this 696-nucleotide messenger RNA. RefSeq lists its product as uncharacterized. The record is from RefSeq and is a predicted model, not a curated record. The annotation marks the transcript as partial. The transcript has a single exon. NCBI's taxonomy places the organism in Eukaryota, Fungi, Ascomycota, Pezizomycetes, Pezizales, Morchellaceae.